Acromyrmex echinatior (Panamanian leafcutter ant) is the source of this 1711-nucleotide messenger RNA. RefSeq names its product integrin linked kinase (gene Ilk). The record is from RefSeq and is a predicted model, not a curated record. Gene Ontology annotation, cellular component: focal adhesion; stress fiber. Gene Ontology annotation, molecular function: protein binding; ATP binding; protein serine/threonine kinase activity. Gene Ontology annotation, biological process: substrate adhesion-dependent cell spreading; integrin-mediated signaling pathway; protein phosphorylation. NCBI's taxonomy places the organism in Eukaryota, Metazoa, Arthropoda, Insecta, Hymenoptera, Formicidae.
AGGCCGUCUCUUCCGUGUGUGUCUCACAGUCGGUUCGUAUAUGGUCACCCGCAGGAAUCGACACGCAAUCUCACGCGACUUUCGAGAGCCGCGUCAAAUCCGCGAGAUGCGUGUUUCCGAUUGAAACCGGAGUGUUCGAUUUCCUUCCUUUUGUAAGAGAACGCCGCAGUUAAACGUACGCACGCGGCAAGUAAUGAGGUUGCCACACUGGUGUUAGUGUCAGGAACAUGGCUAUAUUUAGCGUAUGACGGCUGGCCAUUUCGGAGCAGGAACGACUUGAUAUAGCUCGCUCGCGGCGUCGCCUGUUGUGUGUUUACGGCCUCGGUUCACGAUAACGGCGCGAAAAUGGAAGAUAUAUUUCAGUGGUGUCGCGAAGGCAACGCUAUGCAAGUCCGCGUCUGGCUGGAUGAUACGGAGCAUGACAUGAAUCAGGGAGACGAUCAUGGAUUUAGUCCACUUCACUGGUGUGCUAAAGAAGGCCACUUAAAAUUGGCAGAGUUGUUAGUUACUAGAGGGGCACGCAUUAAUGCUACCAACAGAGGAGAUGAUACACCAUUGCAUCUAGCCUCAGCACAUGGACACAAAGAAAUAGUACAGUUGUUGCUCAGAAAUCGUGCCGAUGUAAACGUCACAAAUGAACACGGAAACACUGCCUUGCACUAUGCCUGUUUCUGGGGAGAUCAGGCGGUUGCGGAGGAAUUGGUCGCAGCAGGUGCUCUCGUAUCUAUCGCCAACAAAGACGGUGACACCCCUCUUGAUAAAGCCAGAGGUGUCGUGGCUAAGAGAUUGCAUGAUUUAGCAAUGGAAUAUGGACAAGAUUUGAAGAAGAUACAGUUCAAAGAUCAGAGUUGGUUAGGCUUGAAGACCAGGAGCCGUGACGCGACUCUCUCGAGAUACAAAGGGAUCAGUAUGGCAGAUUUGUCCCUUCACAUGCACCUCGCGAGCACACCGAGUGGCGAAACUUGGAGAGGUCGAUGGCAAAACAAUGAUAUCGUUGCCAAGAUAUUAAAUAUUCGCGAGUGUACCACGCGCAUCUCCAGGGAUUUUAACGAGGAGUUCCCAAAGCUGAGAAUCUUCUCACACCCGAACGUUCUGCCGGUCCUUGGUUGCGUGAAUCAGCCUCCGCAGUUGGCGACCGUCUCCCAAUACAUGGCGCGAGGCAGCUUGCAUAGACUUCUGCACGGCGGGACGGGUGUCGUCGUAGACACGGCGCGUGCUCUACGAUUAGCCCUCGACGUCGCCAGAGCUAUGGCAUUCCUUCACGGUUUAGAUCGGCAGAAUAGAUGCAGAUUUCAUCUCAACAGUAAGCACAUAAUGAUCGAUGAGGAUCUAACAGCUCGUGUGAAUAUGGCCGAUGCGAAAUUUUCCUUCCAAGAAAUCGGGCGAAUUUAUGAACCGGCAUGGAUGUCGCCAGAAGCUUUAAGCAAACGUCCGGCGGAUAUCAAUCACGAAGCGAGCGACAUGUGGAGCUUCGCCGUUCUUCUGUGGGAAUUGGCGACCAGAGAAGUACCAUUUGCGGAUCUAUCGCCUAUGGAAUGUGGCAUGAAGAUCGCCCUGGAAGAUUUACGCGUAAGCAUUCCGCCGGGCAUCUCUCCGCAUCUCGCAAAACUUAUUCGAAUUUGUAUGAAUGAGGAUCCGGGCAAGCGACCAUCCUUCGAUAUGGUUGUGCCGAUUCUUGACAAGAUGAAACGUUAAAAUAUAUAAAAUUAUU